Molecule: messenger RNA, 3150 nt
Organism: Perognathus longimembris pacificus (Pacific pocket mouse)
Lineage: Eukaryota; Metazoa; Chordata; Mammalia; Rodentia; Heteromyidae
Gene: Otud6b
Product: OTU deubiquitinase 6B
Exons: 7
Coding region: 83-964 (293 amino acids)
Biological process (GO): protein deubiquitination
Molecular function (GO): cysteine-type deubiquitinase activity
Source: RefSeq, a predicted model, not a curated record
CUUGCUUGUCGGUGGUGCGCCUUUUCCCCCAGCCGCCGCGUGUGCCCUCCAGUGGCACGUGUGCCCGGCCACCCCGGAGGCCAUGGAGGCUGACCUGGCCGAGGAGCUGGACGAGGAGGAACAGCUGGCGAGGCGGCACCGCAAGGAGAAGAAGGAGUUGCAAGCAAAAAUUCAAGGUAUGAAGAAUGCUGUUCCCAAGAAUGACAAAAAGAGGAGGAAGCAACUCACCGAAGAUGUUGCUAAGUUGGAAAAAGAAAUGGAACAGAAACAUAGAGAGGAGCUAGAGCAAUUGAAGCUGGCUUCCAAAGAGAAUGAGAUAGACUCUAUUGCUGUUAACAUUUCACACCUGGUAAUUGAGAAUCAACCACCUCGGAUAUCAAAAGCACAAAAGAGACGGGAAAAAAAAGCUGCAUUGGAAAAGGAGCGGGAAGAGAGGAUAGCUGAAGCUGAAAUUGAGAAUUUAUCUGGCGCUAGACAUGUGGAAAAUGAGAAACUCACUGAAAUACUGGCAGCCAGAGAGUUGGAAAUGAAGCAGAUUCCAUCUGAUGGCCACUGUAUGUACAGAGCCAUUGAGGACCAACUGAAAACACAGGACUGCACCCUCACUGUGGCUAAGCUGAGAAGUCAAACUGCUGAGUACAUGCAAAGCCACGGGGAUGACUUUCUGCCAUUUUUAACGAACCCCAAUACAGGAGACAUGUACACACCAGAAGAGUUUGGAAAGUACUGUGAUGAUAUUGUAAACACAGCUGCAUGGGGCGGUCAGCUUGAGCUAAGAGCUCUGUCUCACAUUUUAAAAACACCAAUAGAGAUAAUACAGGCAGAUUCUCGACCUAUUGUCGUGGGUGAGGAGUAUCCCCAAAAACCACUAAUACUUGUAUAUAUGAGACAUGCAUACGGCUUAGGAGAACAUUACAAUUCUGUUACACAGUUGGUGAACACAGCUGCUGAAAAUUGCAACUAGUUUGUAAUGAUACACAGUUAUAUGUUAGUACUGUGUGCUGAUCUGAGUAUUUUUAUCAAGUGCUAGAUUGUUGGCAAUGCUACUGAAAAACACAACUACCUUAAUCAGUUUUAAGAGUAAGCUUUCUUACAGGCUUUCAGAAAUGUAUUUUCAUGAGUGUCUUAGUGGUGUAUGUACAGUUUGUAAGUCUGUAGUGGAGAGCAUCCUUUGUUGACUAAGGUGGUCCCAGAUCAGUGAUUCUUUUAUUUAUGUAACACCUUGAACAUUGUUUUUAUAAAUUGUUUUAUAAAUUGUUUAAAAUUUUGUCCCCACUACAGAAAAUUUUCUAGGUAAUCAUUUCAAUAUAAUUUUCCUCAAAGAAGUGAAGUGACUCAGUCUCUUUGUCAUUGCAGUGAUGUAGUUUGAUGAUAGCAGAUGUAAUUAGUACUUAUAAAGUGGAUUUGAUCACUGGGUGCCAGUGGCUCAUGCCUGUAAUCCUAGCUACUCAGGAUCCUGAGAUCUGAGGAUCACUGUUAGGGCUCUUGUCUCCAAAAAACUACUCAGAACAAGCUGGAAGUGGUGCUGUGGCUCAAAUGGUAGAGCACCAGCCUUGAGCAAAAGAAGCUCAGGAAUAGCACCCAGGCCCGGAGUUCAAGCCCUUGGUCUGGUAAAAAAAAAGAAAAAGAAAAAGGAUUUGAUUGCAGUAACUUUGGUGCUGCUGGGAUUCAUGGGGUGAUGCUUUUUCUUUAACUCAAAGUCCUAAAAGAUAGCUGUCUUUCUAAUGCCUUUGUUAUUCUUUCUGCUCUUAAACUUUGGAUUACAGUUAGUGCUGUCAUUUCUUGGUUCUCUUCCCAGCUGCAGGUUUUUGUCUGCUGGUAUGCUGCUUUGCUUUCCUUUUCCCCCAAGGAACAUUUUGUGACAAUAUUCUUUACCUUGGGCAACUUGAGGAUUUUUAGCAGUGUGAAAGGGGCCAAGGCCACAGUCAGUUCUAAUGUUUACUCUAUUAUCAGCCUUUUUUUUUUUUUUUAACAAGAUUUCUUUCAUGUUGCUCACUCUAGGACUUUAGAACAGAGCAAGUUUACUUAUUUUGUUUAUUACAUAAUUGUCACUUUUUUUCCCACUCAAACAUUUGAGAAUUUUUAUGUUGCUUACAUGGAUAAGGUUGAAAGCCACUAUUUGAGAGCGGAGAGCUGUAUAGUAAAAUCAAUAUGCAAUAGUUUUCUGUGGAGAAUUUGUCUAGUUUUCAGAUUACUCCUAACAGUAUUAUUGCUAAUAAUAUCCAUAUGUAUGUAUAUAUAUAAAAAUCUGUUAUGUAAAGAAAUAUUAUGAAAAGGAGAACUUUUUGGUUUGAUUUGUUUUUUCCCCAGGUUGAGCAGUACAACUUUUAAGAUUUAUUAUCAGGUUUAUGCCAUUUGAAUUUUUGCUCCAUAUGUAAUUUUUAUGGAUAAAUACGCGGUUUAUAAUCAGUCUCAUGCCCAGCAGUGUGAGAAGCUGAUAUGUGGAGACUGAUGACCUUGAACAAGUCUUUCCUGAAGGGAUUCAUUCCAUUGCUGCAGAUUCACAUCCAUUCUGCCUGCCAAAUAGUAUAUUCUAAAGGCUCUCUGUUUUGUAAACUGUGAUCUGAAUUUCAGGAAAGUCUGAAGUUUAUAAAAGAAUAAAAUUGUAAACUUAAAUAAUUUGGGAUUACUUUCAAGUGUCAUCUAUUACUUUAAUGUAAACUAUCAGCAUUAAGUAGUACUAAAACCAAUCCUAUAACUUGUUAUUUAAAAUUAACUAUUGGUGUUUUUGUUCGUGUUUUGAGAAGAAUUGAAAUUUUCAUCUUUUCUCUUAUAGUGGCCAGUACAAUUGUGAACAAAACUUAAUUUGGUCAGCUUCUGUUCUUUAAUAGAAUUUCAAAUAAAUAUCUUUCUAGCCAUACCUAAAAAAAGUCUUUAUAGAACAUGGCAACUGUUAAUGUAAAAAUAAUAUGUACUAAGUUUGUUGUAUGAUGAUGGCAUAAUAGAAAUCACUUGAGGUUUCCUUGGUUCUAACUGGGACGAGUAUAUAUCAAAAUGAAUAUGUUUUCAACUCAGAAUUUUAUCAACUUAAAUAUGUUUACAACUUGUAUACAGCAAAGAUGAUUAUGUAACUGGAGUGAGCAAUGUACCCUUUGCUCCUAUCACCUGAUGUUAGCCAAAUAAGAAUAAAUGAUGGAUAGAUAAUACCAA